GAUCCCCUGGACCGGUUGGCCAAGGAAGACCAAACCUUUCUCUCUGCAAAGCAAACCAUGCCCUUCUGAUGGCCUGCCUGGAGCGCCCUCUGCCGUACAAAACCGCCACUGCGGCGCCCAUGGCAGGGCUCUGAUCCCCCCCAAGCUCUCGCUUGACCGGUUUUCUCCGGAGGGGAGGCUUCCAACCUGGUGUGCCCGAACCACCCCCACCACCCCCAUCAUGGAGAAGACCUAUUCCCUGACCGCUCAUUACGAUGAGUUUCAGGAGGUGAAGUACGUGAGCAAGUACAGCAGCAGCGGCACCCUGCCCAAUGGGUUCAAUUUGCAGCUGGGGGCCCCCAGCGCCAAGAAGCCGCGGUGCGGGCUGCCCCGCUGGAGCCGCCGAGAGAUCUGCCUGCUCUCGGGCCUGGUCUUCGCGGCGGGGCUUUGCGUCAUUUUGGGAUGCAUCCUGGUGCUGAAGUACAUGGCCAUGGAGCACGACCCCUAUUGCCUGGAGGGCUGUCAGGAGCGGAAGGCGUUCACCAAGGCCUCCCGUUUCAUCGCCACCAAUAUCGACCCCACGAUCGACCCGUGCAAAGACUUCUACUCCUUCGCCUGCGGCGGGUGGCUGCGGCGCCAUGCCAUCCCCGAAGACAAGCUCAUCUACGGCAUCAUCGCGGCCAUCGGCGAGCAGAACGAGGAGAAACUCCAGCGCCUGCUCCUGCAGCCGGUCCGGCGGCCCUACCCGGCUUCGGCCGAGCGCAAGGUCAAGGAGUUCUUCCGUUCCUGUAUGGACCUGGCCGAAAUUGACCGCCACGGUGCCCAGCCCAUGCUGGAUGUCCUCGAGGAAUGUGGGGGUUGGGAUAUGGCCAACACCGGCCGGCCAGGGCGCUGGGACUUCAACGAGCUGCUCUAUAAGACCCAGGGGGUCUACAGCACAGCCGUCUUCUUCUCCCUCACCGUCAACCUGGAUGACAAGAAUUCCUCCCGCUACGUGAUCCGGAUAGAUCAAGAUGGGCUGACAUUGUCUGAGAGAACGCUUUACCUGGGACAGGAUGAGGAAAGCGAAAAGAUCUUAGCUGCCUAUCGGGUGUUCAUGGAGCGUCUGCUGAGUCUCCUGGGUGCAGAACACGUGGAGCAGAAAGCCAAUGAGAUCCUGCAGUUGGAACAGCGGCUGGCCAAUAUCACAGUCUCUGAGUACGACGACCUCCGCAGGGACAUUAAUUCCAUGUACAAUAAGGUGACGCUGGGAGAGUUGCAGCGCAUCAUGCCUAAUCUAAAAUGGAAGCGGCUGCUCGACCGGAUAUUCCACGAGAAUUUUUCCGAGGAGGAGGAGGUGGUGCUGCUGGCCACGGACUACAUGCAGCGGGUGUCGGAGCUCAUCCACACCACACCUAUUAGGCAGGUGCAGCAGUUGGUAGAAAACAUUAAACAUAUUCUAGACCGGCGAUUGGAAGAACUAGACUGGAUGGAUGAAGAAACGAGGCGGGCAGCGAGAGCCAAGCUGCAGCACAUGAUGGUGAUGAUCGGCUACCCGGAUUUCCUGCUCAACUCGGAAGCAAUUGACAAGGAAUACGAGUUCCAAGUCCACGAGAAAACCUACUUUAAGAACAUCCUCAACAGCAUCAAAUUCAGCAUUAAGCUGUCAGUCAACAAGAUCCGGCAGGAGGUGGACAGAUCGGCGUGGCUGCUGCCUCCUCAGGCACUCAACGCUUACUACCUUCCCAACAAGAACCAAAUGGUGUUCCCAGCUGGGAUCCUUCAACCCACUCUGUAUGACCCAGAAUUCCCACAGUCCCUGAACUAUGGUGGAAUUGGCACGAUCAUUGGCCAUGAGCUGACCCAUGGUUACGAUGACUGGGGAGGCCAGUACGACCAGCACGGCAACCUGAUGCACUGGUGGACGGACGCCUCCUACAGCAAGUUCCUCAAGAAAGCCGAGUGUAUUGUCAACCUCUACGACAACUUCACGGUCUACAACCAAAGGGUGAACGGGAAGCACACCCUUGGGGAGAACAUUGCCGACAUGGGGGGACUUAAGCUUGCCUACUAUGCCUAUCAGAAAUGGGUACGCGAACAUGGUCCCGAAAACCCACUCCUCUGGCUGAAGUACACCCACGAGCAACUUUUCUUCAUUGCUUUUGCCCAGAACUGGUGCAUCAAACGACGCUCGCAGUCCAUCUACCUACAGGUCCUGACGGACAAGCAUGCCCCCGAACACUACAGAGUCCUGGGCAGUGUCUCACAGUUUGAGGAGUUUGGACGGGUUUUCCACUGUCCCAAGAACUCGCCGAUGAAUCCGGUUCACAAAUGCUCUGUUUGGUGAAACGCUCAGCUGCCCUCUCCCACCCCAUCCCCGCCAACUGUACCCAACAUUUGCCAGCCUUCCCGUUGGGCCCACUCACGCCACUCCCAUGCCAGGUCAAAGGGAGAAUCCGAGAGCCACCCUUGCUCUCUCGAGCCAGCCCUGUUUUGAGGGACAGAUACAUGGACGCAUGGAUGAACCUGCAGCCUCUUUCUCCAUGAUUUAAAACAGAAAUAUUUCUAUUUUAAUUCUGAAAUUACAUGUUCUCCACAUUACACACAUCAUUUUUGCUACGUCUGUUUAACGUAGCGUCCAGCUUCACGAGUUUUAUAAAGCUUGCAGAUCAUGGUCUAAGUCCUGGGUUGGUCCUAACAGCAUUAUUCUGUUGAUAUUUCAUUUUUAUUUAAGUACUGCCAGUCUGGCAGACCAUGCCUUUUAGAAAUGGAACGAUUCACUUAAAAAACGAAAUAUUUUCCUAGCCUUUUUAAAUUAAAAAAAGCAUGAAUAAUGGCCCUUUAUAGCGGACUGAAAGAAUCAACGUAUCUUGCAUUGUUUCCAUACAAAUGGAAUAUAGUAGGGGACACCAAUGCCUUGCAGCAGCAUCGGUUCUCAUAGGAUCAGCAUUCCCAAUAUGAAUCCCGUUUUGCCCCUCCAGCCAACCAUCCCUUCCUCCAGCCUAUGCACAAGGAACUCUGGGAUCGGUAGUUCUUGAAAGAAGAGGUCACACAGGGAAGCACAAACCUCCUGAUCUCAAACUGUCAGAUCUUGGCAGCUUAUUGGGUUUUUGCUGUACUAAGGGCAUAAUAACAGUGUCCUUUUGCAUUUUAAGUUUAUUGCUAAUAUGAUAUGGGUUGAGGUAUAGCAAGUGAUGCUCUUGUUAUAUACAGUCGUGCCCCGCUGGACAAUUACCCUGCUGUACGACGAAUCCGCAUUACAUCGAC
This is a messenger RNA of Pogona vitticeps (central bearded dragon), 3225 nucleotides long. The record is from RefSeq and is a predicted model, not a curated record. NCBI's taxonomy places the organism in Eukaryota, Metazoa, Chordata, Lepidosauria, Squamata, Agamidae.